CAACUUAGCCUUCUCUUUGUGCAAAACCAAAAGCCAGAAGGCUGAUUGACUACUAUCAUGGAAUACAGGAUUGAGUCUUCUGAGUCUCUAAGGAAAAAGUGCACAGCCUGCUUCAGGCAAUUCAAUAAAAUGGAGCACCUUGUGGAUCACAUGAGAACAUCAUAUCACUCGGUUCAUGAGCCAAUUUGUGGAAUUUGCAAAAAACAUUGCAGAUGCUUUGACUCUCUAAGGGAACAUCUCAUAGGUCCAUUGCCAAAAGUAGAGUGUGCAAAGAUAUUCAGCAUCCAAGGAUGCAAUAUCUGCUUAGCUGUUCUUGACAGCCCCAGCGCCGUAUUAGUUCACCAACGAACAUGCCGACUCUUCCGUGCCUGCAUUCCCAACUUGAGCACAUAUGAUGAUUUGAAGAUUGAUAAUGGAAGAACUAGAGGCCAACAAGUAGUUGCACUGGCUUGCAAAUUGGUUGGUGGAGGUAGUGAUGGCUCCCUAGAUGUUUGUGCAAGGGUUUGCAUCAUUGAUGAAAAUGAAAACAUUAUCUUCCAUACUUAUGUUAAACCUCAUAUUAAAGUCACAAACUACAGGUAUGAGACAACAGGCAUAAGGCCGCAGGUCUUAAAAGAUGGAAUGCCACUUAGGCAAGUGCAGUGGAAACUUCAAGACUUCCUGUGCAAUGGGGAACCCAUGUGGAAGAUUCAACCUAGAGGUGGAAAAGCAAGGAUUCUUGUUGGUCAUGAUUUGGAUCGUGAUCUCCGCAGCUUGGGAAUGGAGUAUCCAGCAGUCAUGAUCAGGGACACAGCAAAAUAUCCACCAUUGAUGAAAACAAGCAAGCUUACCAACUCACUCAAGUACCUUACUCAAACAUACCUCGGGUAUGAUAUUCAAACAGGCAUACAAGAUCCUUAUGAGGACUGUGUUGCAACUAUGAGACUUUACACGAGAAUGAGAUCCCAAGUUCAUAAGAUGGAAGACUACCCACUUGCAACUGACUCACCAAACAGAAAUAAUUUUGCAUCAUGGAGGCAAAGUGAGCUCGAGAAGAUGACCCCAGAUGAAAUGUUGGAGAUUUCAAGGUCUGAUUACUAUUGCUGGUGCUUGGAUUGCAAGUGAAGUGCCUGAAUAGAAAAAGAAACUGUUUGAAGAUGGCCUAAAUAGACUAAUGAAAGAUAUUUCCUAAUGUAUGAUUAGACAUAAAAAUAAAGUAAGGGAAGUAUGUCAUUCCUGCUUGAUGCUAGUUGCUUGAAUCAUGUGAACAAAAUUCACCUACUACUACAGAACAUGAUAUUUAAGUUAAUAAAUUAAUAAUGUUCCCAGCCU
Malania oleifera is the source of this 1311-nucleotide messenger RNA. RefSeq names its product RNA exonuclease 4. Gene Ontology annotation, biological process: rRNA processing. Gene Ontology annotation, molecular function: 3'-5' exonuclease activity; nucleic acid binding. The record is from RefSeq and is a predicted model, not a curated record. The coding region runs from base 58 to 1104 and encodes 348 amino acids. Lineage: Eukaryota; Viridiplantae; Streptophyta; Magnoliopsida; Santalales; Ximeniaceae. The transcript is spliced from 7 exons. Gene Ontology annotation, cellular component: nucleus.